This is a messenger RNA of Phascolarctos cinereus (koala), 7572 nucleotides long. Lineage: Eukaryota; Metazoa; Chordata; Mammalia; Diprotodontia; Phascolarctidae. The record is from RefSeq and is a predicted model, not a curated record.
AUGCGCAGCGCAUCCCCUCCGGGCUGCGGGUCGCCUAGCAGCCGCUGCGCCGCCGGCGCUCUCCGUAGUAGACCCGCGGUGGAGGCGCGGCGCGGCCGCGGCGGCCCGGGUUGCGAGAGGACCGAGCCUCCUCCAGGAGGGCGGGGGCCCUGCGGGACAUUCCCGCCGCCGCUUCCAGGCACCGGUCAGUGCAGUGCGCUGGCGAGCCCUGCCGACUCUCCCUCCCUUCCCCCUCCAGGUGUUGUACCCCGUGCGCCCGCCGGCGGAUGCAGCUUCCCGAAGGCCGGAUUAACGGUCAGCCUGAAGGGGUGGGAGGUUGAAGUGAAAGACCUAAAAGAUGAAAAUCAAGAAAAUGUGGUACAUCUUUUCCGAAUUACUCAGUCUUUAAUGAAGAUGAAAGCCCAAGAAGUGGAAUUAGCUUUAGAAGAAGUAGAAAAAGCUGGAGAGGAGCAGGCCAAAUUUGAAAAUCAGUUAAAAACUAAAGUAAUGAAACUGGAAAAUGAGCUCGAGAUGGCACAGCAGUCCGCAGGAGGUCGAGAUACACGGUUUUUGCGAGAUGAAAUUCGCCAGCUAGAAAAACAACUGGAGCAGAAGGACAGAGAAUUAGAGGAUUUGGAAAAAGAGAUGGAAAAAGAGAAAAAAGUCAAUGAACACUUGGCUCUUCGUAAUGAAGAAGCAGAAAAUGAGAACAGCAAAUUAAGGAGAGAGAAUGAACAGCUUCGUCAAGACAUAAUUGACUAUCAGAAACAAAUAGAUUCACAAAAGGAAACACUUAUGUCCAGAAGAGGAGAAGAUAGUGAUUAUCGAUUACAGCUGUCUAAAAAAAAUUUUGAACUUGUGCAGUAUCUGGAUGAAAUUCAGAAUUUAACAGAAGCAAAUGAGAAAAUUGAAAUUCAGAAUCAAGAAAUGAGAAAGAACUUGGAAGAAUCAGUGCAGGAAAUGGAGAAGAUGACUGAUGAAUAUAAUCGGAUGAAAGUUAUUGUUCAGCAAACUGAUACUCUAAUGGAUCAGUUAAAAAAAGAAAGGGACCAUAGUAGGCUUCAGGUACAGGAACUUACAGAACUUCUGAAAGCAAAAAAUGAAGAAGAUGAUCCUGUCUUGGCUGCUGUUAAUGCAAAGGUUGAGGAAUGGAAGUUCGUUGGUGAUUUGGAUUUUUAUCCGCUAGGUUCUUCAUCCGUGUCUCAGCUGAGUCAUUUUGUAGAAAUACAAACAAAGCUUCAAAACUUAGAAACAAGAAACAAAGAUGCCGAGAGAGCGGCAGAGCUGGCGGAAGCUGACGCUAGAGAGAAGGAUAAAGAGCUUGUCGAGGCUCUGAAGCGACUGAAAGAUUAUGAAGCGGGACUGUAUGGCCUAGAAGAUGCUGUGGCUGAAAUAAAGACUUAUAAGUCUCAAGUUAAAAUAAGGGACCGAGAAAUUGAAGCAUUAACUACAGAAAUGAACAAACUUGAAUUAAAGAUUAAUGAUUUCCUUGAUGAAAAUGAAGACCUUCGGGAACGUUUGGGUCUUGAUCCAAAGACAAUGAUUGAUUUAACCGAGUUUAGAAAGAGCAAAAAUCUAAAACAGCAGCAGUAUAAAGCUGAAAACCAGGUUCUUUUAAAAGAGGCAGCUAUCAUGGAAAAGUCGCAGAUAGUGAAACCAGAAGUUGAGCGACUUCCUACUUCAAAAAAGCAUUCUGGUGAUAAAAAUGAUUUGAAAGAUGAUAUAUCAAAAGAGCACAUCCCACUCCAAGCAAAGAUUUUGAAGAGUAAGCUUGAAAGUAGCCUUCAUACCACAGAAUCUUGGCAUAGUAUACCCCCCACAAAAUUAUCUCACCUAGAUCCUGUUGAAAACCUUAUAGAGCAGCUGCGGAAGGAACUCGUAUUUCUUAGGUCUCAGAAUGAGCUGAUAUUCCAGGAUUUGUUGAUUAAGGAAGCACAAAGCAGAGAUACAGAAUUAGAACUUCAGAGACACAGGAGCCAGGCAGAACAGAAAAAUGUAUAUUUAAUUUCAGUAAAAGAACUUGUGGAAGAAAAAGCACAGCUUGAAGAAGGUUUGAAAGAAAUAUUGCAGACCAUUAAGGAAAUGCAGACAGAGCCUGGUGUUAAAGGAGAAACACCUCUGGUCAUCCCUAGUCUUGAAAAACUAGUUAAUGCUAUGGAUUUGAGGAAUGCUGAGGGAGUCUUUGAUGCCAACCUACAUUUGAAAGCCCAAGUUGACCAACUUAUAGGACGAAAUGAUGAAUUAAGAGAUGAGCUUAAAGAAACUCGGAAAGAGGCUACAAAUUACUGUCAACAGCUGGCAAAAGCAAAUUUAAAGGUGGAAAAUCUUGAGAAAGAAAUUUUUCUCUUACGUCAAGCAAAAGGAUCAAAUAUUGUAUUCAAAGGAGUUGACUUACCAGAUGGGAUGACAUCAUCUAGUGCAAAUAUAAUUAAUUCUCAAAAUGAAUACUUGAUUUAUAUUUUACAGGAACUAGAAAAUAAAGAACAAAUGUUAAAAAAGUUAGAAGAUUCACUUGAAGAAUAUAAUAGGAAAUUUGCUGUCAUCCGGCAUCAACAAGGCUUGUUAUAUAAAGAGUAUCUAAGUGAAAAGAAAAUCUGGCAAACAGAAUCUGAAAAACUGAGAGAGGAAAAGAAAAAGCUUGAGGAUCAAGUCGAACAAGAUGCUAUUAAAGUAAAAGAAUAUAAUAACUUACUUAAUGCCCUCCAGCUGGAUGCAGAUGAAACGAAAAAACUUCUUUCCGAAAGUAGUAGGAAAAUCAGCGUCUUGCAAGUUAAUGAAAAGUCUCUGAUAAGGCAAUAUACAACUUUACUAGAAAUGGAACGGCAUUUAAGAAAAGAAAACAGUAAACAGAAGAAUGAAUUGAUAGCCAUGGAGGCUGCAGUUGGAGACAGAAUUGGCCAUUUGCAAAGGUUUAAGGAAAUGACCAUUUUCAGGAUCGCAGCUCUCCAAAAACUUAUAGACAAUAGUGUCCCUCUCUCGGAACUCGAAUUGGCCAAUAAGCAAUACAAUGAAUUGACUGCUAAGUAUAGGGACAUGCUGCAAAAAGAUAAUAUGCUUGUCCAGAGAAUGAGUAGUUUGCAGUUGUUGGAGUGUGAAAAUACGUCUCUGAAAGAACAGAUAGAUGUUAUAAGUAAGGAACUGGAGAUCACCAAGGAAAAAUUUCAUACUGUAGAGCAAGCAUGGGAACAAGCCACUACAUUAGGAAGUGAUUUGACCAUGGAUAAAGCUCAAAAAGCUAUAACGAACAGUGAGAUUGUUUCUAUUUCUAAAAAGAUUACGAUGCUGGAAAUGAAGGAACUGAAUGAAAGGCAGCGUGCUGAGCACUCUCAAAAAAUGUAUGAGCACUUACGGGCUUCAUUAAAGCAAGUGGAAGAACGUAAUUUUGAACUGGAAACCAAGUUUGCGGAGCUUACUAAAAUCAACUUGGCCGCACAGCAGCUGGAACGAACGUUAAGGGAUGAACUAGCCGAGAGUGUGAGUAAGGAAGUGAGUGACGCCGACAGGCAGCGGAUUCUAGAGUUAGAAAAGAGUGAAAUGGAAUUGAAGGUGGAGGUGUCUAAACUGAAGGAGAUUUCUGAUAUUGCCAAGACUCAAGUUGAAGCUCUGAGUUCACAUCAGCAAUCCAGAGAAAAGGAGGUCGAAUCUCUGAGAAUGCAGGUGUUAGACUACCAGGCACAGUCGGAUGAAAAAGCCCUCAUUGCCAAGUUGCAUCAGCACAUUGUUGCACUUCAGAUUAGUGAAGCCACUUCUGUUAGCAAGUUGGAGUCGAUGACUUCCCGGCUCCAGAAGGUGGAGACUUACAAUUUGCGUCUUGAGCAGAAGCUUGAUGAGAAGGAGCAGAGUCUGUAUUUUGCCCGUCUGGAAGGGAGAAAUAGAGCGAAGCAUCUGCGCAGCACCAUUCAGGCUCUGCGGCGACAGUUCAGUGGUGCUUUACCCUUGGCACAGCAAGAGAAAUUUUCCAAAACGAUGAUUCAGCUGCAGAAUGACAAGCUGCAAGUCAUGCAGGAAGUCAGGACUUGUCAGGAGGAGCGGAGAAACAUGGAAAACAAAACUCUGGAGCUGGAGUUAAAGUUAAAAGGCCUGGAGGAGCUCAUAAGCACCUUAAAGGAUGCCAGGGGGGCCCAGAAGGUAAUUGAUUGGCACAUGAAAAUGGAAGAACUUCGUCUUCAAGAGCUCAAACUAAAUAGAGAAUUAGUCAAAGACAAAGAAGAAAUGAAAUAUUUGAAAAACGUGAUUUCCGAAUACGAGCAUACAAUCAACAAUCUAGAGGAAGAGAUUGUGCAGCGAAACAAGUUUCAUGAAGAACAACAAAUGUCCUGGGAUCAAAGAGAGGUUGAGUUGGAACGGCAACUAGACAUAUUUGAUGGUCAACAAAAUGAAAUAUUGAGUGCAGCUCGAAAGUUUGAAGAGGCUACAGGAUCAAUACCAGACCCCAGUUUGCCUCUUCCAAAUCAACUCGAGAUAGCUUUGAGAAAAAUCAAGGAGAAUGUCCGCAUAAUCAUGGAAACCCGGGCAACUUGUAAAUCGUUGGAAGAGAAACUGAAGGAGAAAGAGUCUGCCUUGCGGGAAGCAGAACAAAAUGUUCUGUCAAGAGACAGGAUAAUCAAUGAACUCAGACUCCGACUGCCUGCGACAGCAGAACGAGAGCGACUCCUGGCUGAGCUCAGUAGAAAGGAAGAAGAGCCAGAGAAUCAUCGGGCUUUGAAAGUUGCUCACCAGACCAUUGCCAACAUGCAGGCGAGAUUGAAUCAAAAGGAGGAGGUCUUAAAGAAGUACCAGCAUCUCCUAGAAAAAGCCAGAGAGGAGUUAAUGAAACAGCCUUCUGUACCAGUUGCUACCAGCAAGCAUUUCAUGCGUCUGGCAGAGAUGGAACAGACGGUUGCAGAACAAGAUAAUUCUCUUUGUUCACUGUUGACCAAAAUGAAGAAAAUGUCGCAUGAAAUAGACAUACAAAAACAAAUCACUUUAAUGAAAGUCAAAGAAUUCGAAAGCAUCCGAGCCCACCUUGAAGAAAAUCAUGCAGAGGUUGUGAAAAAACUGAAUGCUGAGAUAGAAGACUUAAAAUAUUCUAUGUCCCAGACAGAGAAGGAGCUGCAGUACUUUAAAUCUGAAGUACAGAUUCAGAAAGAAGCCAACACAAGAGCUCCAACAGCCACCAUGAAAAAUUUAGUAGAACGGCUCAAAGGCCAAUUAGCCUUGAAAGAGAAACAGCAAAAAGCCCUCAGUCGAGCACUUUUGGAGCUCCGGGCUGAGAUGACAGCUGCUGCUGAAGAACGCAUCAUUCUUUCCGCAUCCCAGAAAGAGGCAAACCUCAAUGUUCAGCAGAUUGUUGAUCGCCAUACUAGAGAUCUCCAGAGCAAACCUCCUGUAGAUAACAAACAAAAUGUUAUAGAUGAACUUCAGAGGAAAAUUAAAAAUUUAGAAAGUCAACUGGAAAAAUGUAGUAAUGAAGCAGAAACAAAAGAAAAGAGCUGUCAAGAAGAAUUAAUUCGAUGGGAAGAAGGUAAAAAAUGGCAAGCUAAAACUCAAGGGAUGCGAAACAAAUUAAAAGAAAAAGAAAAAGAAAUAGACACUUUAACCAAGCAGUUGAAUAGUUUAAAAGAGCUUUUGGCCAAGUCUGAUAAAGAUAAAAUCACAUUACAAAAGAAACUAAAAUCAAGUGGUGUGACUGCUGAUCGUGUUAUGGGAGUACAUGCUUCAGAUUUAGAAAAAGAAUUAGAAGAACUUAGAAAAACGAAUAUUGAACUAGAAAAUGAAAUAGGUUAUAUGAGGACCCAGCAAGCUCUUCCCCGAGAUUCUGUCGUACAAGACUUACAUUUACAAAAUAGAUACCUUCAGGAUAAGCUUCGUGCUUUGGAAGAACAGAUUUCUUUAAAAGAUGCAUUUUCUAGGCCUUUACAGAGUUCAGCAUGUGACAUUACCACUCUCUCCUCUCUUGCUACCCAAACUAAUAAAAACAAGUAUUUUGUCUUUCCCAAAAAGAACAGUUUACUUGGGAACAAAAAAACCCCUGUAACAGUCUCCUCAGUUAAAAACAGGAAGAAAAUAGUUGGCAGUCAAAGCUUUGAUGAUCCGCACUGUCAGAUAACUGGCAGUGGCGCCCAGUCAGAUGUAGCUCUGGGACCUGCUGGUUUAGCACCCUCAGAGCCCAGGGAGUGCAAGCAAUUGAAUCCAUCGAGGCAAACUGAUGCUGAGAGGGAAGAUUUUACAGCUGAUUUUGAAAAUGAACCAGAUGCAGAGAAGGAGGGACUGAGUCAAGGCUGUUACAGAAAUGGAAACGGAGUACAUGAAAAUGAAGAAGAGAAAAAAGAAACGGCUGAAAGUGCACAAGGAAACCCAGAGAACAUGAGUGACAGACGUUCGUCGGAUCCAGAAGAACCUGCCAGGGGAGACCUUGAAAAUGCUGAAGUGAAUGAUGGUGUAAAUCCACACCCUGAAGAGAAUGCACAGACAAACAACGACACUGAGGGGAUCAGAUUAAGCCAGAUGUCUGCUGGGGAAAUCGCUCAGUCAACAGAAUUGGGAUUAGGUGGGCGGUCUAACAGAGAACAGUUGCUUCAGAAGGAAAACCUGAAGGUCUCAUCUGAAAACAUUGAGCUAAGAUUUCAACUUGAACAAGCAAAUAAAGAUUUACCAAGGUUAAAGUCUGGAAGAAGUGGCAAGACCGUUCCUGAACUAGAAAAAACUAUUGGUUUAAUGAAAAAAGUUGUGGAGAAAGUCCAGAAAGAAAAUGAAUAUUUGAAACGAGCAUCAGGAAUAAUGACAAGUGAGAAAAUGUCUACUCUUGAGCUUGAAAAUAAAAAUCUGAAGACCGAAUUAGAAAAACUGAAGCUUCAUCUUGGACGUCAACUGAGCAUGCAGUAUGAGUUUAAUACUAAAGGCCCAGAGAAUAUCAUGGUUGAAAAUGACAAUCUUCGCAAAGAACUUAAAAAAAAGGUAGAAUCUGCUGAGAUACUUCGAAUGGAAAAAAAUGACUUGGAGAGAUCAGUUGAGAAGCUGACAGCUCAGCUGGAAGAGAUGAGUAGCAAAUUGUAUCUUACUGAAAGCAGAGAUCCACAGCUGGAAAGGGCCGAAAGCAGGGGUCUGAAAUCAGUCAUUGAUAUGAGGUAUCUGAAAACUUUGAAGGUAUCUUCCCAGAGCAGAGCCUUAAAGAAUUGCAACAUAUUAGGUCAGUGGAUCGCAGGGAGAAAGAAAACGGGCGAAUUAAUUCAUCAAGCAGGAGCUAGUCAGGAGCGAAUUGGAGGUGACAGCACGGUUUCUGGCAUUGCGUGUGUGCUGAAUGUGUCAUUGCUCAGCAAUUUUGAAAAAAUAAAGCCUCCACAGACAUCUCCAACUUCAGAUCCAGAAAAGCAGCAGUUGAAGGCAGAAAACAAAAAGCUUAAAAAAGAACUGGAAAACCUGGAUCCCUCAUUUUUUGAAGAAAUUGAAGACCUGAAGUACAAUUACAAAGAAGAAGUUAAAAAAAAUAUUAUUUUGGAAGAGAAGUUGAAACAACUUUGUGAACAGUUCCAUGUUGAACUGGAGAGUGCUGCUAGUGUUUCUAGACAGUUGGAAGCUGAAACAGAUGGCACUAAUAACUCACCGGUCUGCUGA